Molecule: messenger RNA, 1338 nt
Organism: Phoenix dactylifera (date palm)
Lineage: Eukaryota; Viridiplantae; Streptophyta; Magnoliopsida; Arecales; Arecaceae
Source: RefSeq, a predicted model, not a curated record
AUGGCUCUGAUACCACUGUCACAGAAAAUCAAAUCCGCAGCGGAAGAACCAUGCACGGAUCUGUUCAUCGUAGAUGUUCAUCACAAUCUGAUGAUCGUGGUCAUCUUGAAAGGCUUGCUUGAAGCCGCACACGUGUCUGGCCUCUACAGAUUUAAGAAGCAGAACGGCUCCGGUGAUGAUGUCUUCGCCCGCCUCUUCGCUGCCUCCUUGGAUCCCGACUUCGCCCCCCUCUCCCUCAAACCGCGGAUCCUCAAGUCCCGCCUCAUCGCCGGCGAGACCCUCUACGGCCUCUUCCUCCUGCGCUCCUCCCCGACCCUCGCCAAGAUCGCCGGCCUCGCCGGCUACGACUACGUGGUCGUCGACAUGGAGCACGGCUCUGGCGGCAUCGCGGAGGCCCUCCCCUGCCUCCUCGCCCUCGCCGCCGCCCGCACCCCGGCCAUCCUCCGCCUUCCGGAGCUCUCCGCUGCCUGGGCCAAGAAGGCCCUUGAUCUCGGCCCCCAGGGACUCAUGUUCCCCAUGAUCGAGUCCCCCGGCGCCGCCGAGCUCGCCGUCUCAUUUUGCCGUUCUCCGCCGCGCGGCGUCCGCGGGUCCGUCCACACAGUGGUGCGCGCCUCCGCCUAUGGCAUCGACGACGGCUACCUGGCGCGGGUUGACGAGGAGCUGCUGGUGAUAUGCCAGGUGGAGACGGCGGCGGGGCUGGCGGAGAUCGGGGCGAUCGCCGGCGUCGAGGGGGUCGAUGUGGUGCGGAUGGAGCCGCUGGAUCUGAGCGCGAGGAUGGGAUCCUAGGAAUCGGAAGGUGAGGGAUGCGAUGAAGGAUAUCAUAUGAAGAUGAGAAGGAUAUCUGUGGGAUCCUUGGUUUCUGAACAAAACACUUGAAAAUACUAAUGAGAUUUCAGGUUCUUUUGACAGAGGAAAUCUCUGGGUCUCUGCGUAAGCUGAAGGGAUGUUGCACUCUUGCAAGGGAUCGUUUCAAAAGCCCUGAGAAACGGGGUUUGCUUGUCCCAAAAGCUAAAAGGAGCAGAAAGAAGUAGACAUUGUUUAUGGCUGGUUCACAUGGAAUACAGUGGACAUGCAAUGGAGGGGCCUGCUCAAGUGACAUUGUUUGGUUCUUACCUUCUCGGUCAAUGUAAUAUCUGAUUUCCUUCCUGAGUACUGUUAGAAGCAAUAUGCAACAGUGGAUGGUGGAAUUUGAGUACGCUUCAGGUCUUUUGAUUGAUGAAAAUUUUCAAAAAGAGUACAGAAUUUUGUAUGUAUCAAAUGACUUCUUGCCUACUCCAGACCUCUGAAUUCUUUCUUUGAAGGGCAGACCUUUAAAUUCAUGGUAGGCUUUUGACUGCA